Molecule: messenger RNA, 908 nt
Organism: Neocloeon triangulifer
Lineage: Eukaryota; Metazoa; Arthropoda; Insecta; Ephemeroptera; Baetidae
Exons: 6
Coding region: 22-804 (260 amino acids)
Source: RefSeq, a predicted model, not a curated record
UCGGCCAUUUCUCUGUGAAACAUGGACGGGGGAUACGAGGACGUUGCUGGUCCGUCCACGAGAAACCCUUUGCCCCGAAGGGUGAACAAGAAGAAGAAAAGUUGUAGUGCCCUGAUUGUCCUGAAGGUGGCGUUCGUCCUCUGCGCCCUGAGCUACGUCGUCGGCACCUGCCUCGUCAACUACCUCCUUGUUGCCAAAGUGUGCACAAAUCUGAGAACGGCUUUCGAGAAAAUCCACUUGAUGACUAACGAAACCGACCAAUUGAAUAAAAGUUUCAACGAGCUGGCUUUCCUUAAUGAUGAGGUGACGAAAGAGAAAAAUCUACUGCAGGGACUACUUUUGAAUGCAACGAAAGAAAACGAUGUUUUGAAAAAGGAAGUCCAAAUGUUUAGAAUUCCACCUACUUUCCAGAAGCUGUCCAACGGAAAAAUAUACCACUUUGCAUAUCCAACUCAAGCAAAUUGGAUCGAAGCCAAGGAAAGAUGUGCCACCAUGGGUCUCCGCUUGGCAAGUCUAAAGAAUUUGACAGACUUGAAGGUCAUUUUCAACAAAACCAAGGAAAUCCAUGAAAAUAGCUGGUGGUUUGUUUCGGCUCGAAACUACGGAAACCAGAAUCAAUCAGACUUCAAGUGGCUCGACGGAUCCCGAUUGGAAAGCAACAGUUCCAUGUGGCACAAAGAUGCCGACAAGAAAUUGGGCUGCACCGAAAUCAUCACCAACCAAACUGACAAACUGCACGGUGGAAAGUGCAGCGACAAACACCACUUUGUGUGCGAAUUUGAAUUUCCAACUAAAUCUUAUUAACAUUUAAAGAAAUUAAAAAUUAUAAUGAUAAUAAUACCAGAAUUUAUAAUUUAUUCGUAUUUUUAAACAAUUAUGAACUUUUAUAAUGUUUUCUUUAUGAAAAA